CCAAUAACUGUGUUUUAAUUAGUAUCAGCGCAAAAGUAUCAUAACACAGACACAAUACUGCCGCGUUUUAUUUUUCUUCUUUUUUUACAUAGCGCUUAGAAUAUCAGUACCAAUAAAUAGGGACGACUCCGAGUCCGUGGUUGAUUAGAACUCGUACUUAUACAUGUACUACUGUGCUGUACUUUGAUCGAGUAUUGCUUAUUUCAGGGCAGAAAAAAAAUCAUGUCUGGAUUGUUGGAAAUAUGCCGAAGUCCUCCGUCUUCAGAAUACGUGACUGUCAUGGAGAAAAAUGGGGAAAUGAAAUAUGUGUCUUCUAACAUGGCUGAACCUUUGCUUGGCAACUACCCAGAUAUAAGAGUGUCAAGAGACCAGGCUCGCAUUGCUUCUUGCAGAGAAAAUGUGAAAUCUGCUUUUAUUCCUCAAGAGAAAACUGUGUGGCAGAAGGCAUUACACGCAUGGUAUGACCAAGGAUUGACUAGCUCAUUUGAAGAGAUUGUUGAGAGCAAGGAAGAAGUCAGUCCAGUUGCAGCAUCUGUAGUUAAUGGGAUUCUAGGUUUAUUGAAAGCUUUCAGCUCCUUAAAAGUCUCUGUAUUUCCUCACAUGUCUCUGUCAAAUGAAGGACUUAUUGCUAAGUAUGCAGAAGUAUCAGACUGGUCAGAGAGUCCAGUCCGAGCAUUUGCCUGGCACCCCCAUACCACAAAGUUUGCCCUGGCAUUGCAAGAUGAUGCUGUGCAUGUGCAUACUUCUGGCAACAACUUGGUGCCAGUUCUAAAGCACAAGUUGCAAAAAUAUGUUCUUGUCUGGCCUGGCAGUAAACCUUUGUCUGCGUCAACUCUGGCUGUUGCUUGUGAAUCCUGCAUUCUUAUUUGGCAUGUGGAACCCACUUCUCUGGCAGCAAGGCCCUCCACCAGUUUGGCGCAAGUGCUAAAGCAGCCAGGUCAUGUACCAGUCACUCAUCUUGCCUGGGAUCCUUCAGGAAAACUGCUUUUGUCUUCCUCACCCACAGACACAGCUAUUAUGGUUUGGAGUGUUCCCACUGAAGCAUGUACACCACUUAGACGAUUUGGAGGAGGUGGCAUUUCAUUGCUGUCAUGGUCACCUGAUGGUAGCAAGGUUUUGUCUGCUACUCUGUCUUCUAUGUUUAGGGUUUGGGAGACCACAAGCUGGAACUGUGAAGUUUGGUCUCAGCUGUCAGGGCGCUGCAUAGCUGCCUGCUGGAGCUGUGAUGGAAAGAUGCUUUUAUUUGCCAUGGAAGCUGAUCCUGUACUUUACUGUAUCAAGUUUGGUACUCUACAGCAUGAUUUUAUGCUGAAAGACGAUACUACAGCACAAGUUAAAAGUGGCAGCAUGGGGAGUGCUCCCAUGGCAGUUGCUGUAGCCGAUCUUUCUGAUGUCAUUUUAACAUCACAGAGUGGAGAAGAUGUCAGGAUUGGUGGUUUUGUUCAGCAGAUGGUUUGGAAUAAGACAAGUGAGAGAUUAGCUGUUCUUUGUCGAGGUCCAGACGAGAAAAUUAGCCCUUUCAUAAUCAUCUUUAAGACUGCCCGACAUCCAGUUUUACAAUUGUUACCAAGUGGUUUUGUGAAGGGAGAAGUUGGGGAGAUCCCUCAUCACAUCGCCUUCCAGCCUAGUUUUGAUCAAGGAGCUCUUCUGAGUGUAGUUUGGUCCAGUGGACGAGUGGGUUAUGUCCCUAUGUAUUUUGUUGUUGAAGAACACAUUGCUUCAGCACAGUUCCAGCAUACAGCUGUCAAUGGACACAGCACUCGACAGCUGUACACAACACCUGACAGCUGUGCACAGAACUUAUGUGACCAUGAACUACAGUUCUUAGGUAAAGACAUGGUACUAAAUAGAUAAUAUCACUUAUGAGAGAAGGUAUUGAGUUCUGCUGUGGGAUUAGUGUUAUGUAUAUUGGAAGAAAAGCAGAGAGCCAUGGCAUUGUGUGCAUUUUGACAGUUGAUAGUGGGCCCUGAGAAAAGGAGUUCUUAAAGAAAGGCUUUGUAACAUUGAAUCUGUAACUCAUGGAAAGAUUAUGAAUGUAUGUUUCAGAAAAAGUAGAAGUUGUAGUCUGGCUGACAAUAUUAUACAAAAUUUCUGGAUGAUUGUCUGACGUAUGUUAAAUGGUAGAUUGUAGAAGUGUUUUGUCUUGUUUCUGGAUGCAUUUUGAAUCAUUUGCUUGAAAUGCAUAUUUUGUCAGAUAAUUGUAAAUAUAUUAUAUUUGUAAAUAUUAGUGAUUUAUUGCAGACAAGUUUUAAAAAUUAAAAUAAUCUGAGAUGGUGCUCUUCAUGAUUUUAUGUACUUGCAUUAUAAAUCCAGUGGUGCUAAGAUGAGUGUUAAUUGCAGCAUCAUAGCAAUUAAAAUAAAUUUUGUGAACAGCGUUCAUUUUUGUGAUGUACAUUAACACAGUUUACCAUGCAAUUAAUACAAUACAUUACAACUAUAUUAACCCACAAGGGCAAUUCCAGAUAGUGCUCAUACUAGCAAUGCUUCGAGAUAAUACACAAAAAUGUCGAAAUAACUUCUCUCACACACACUAUAUGUAUAAACACACAAUUCCCAGUGACAGUAAAUAACAGUUGGUAACCUUAAGUCACCUAAGGCUACUACAAGAUCAUGGCCAGGAGAGUCGAUCAGUUAUAACAAGUAGUGACCAAUGUUUUCAUGAUGGCUGUAGUUGACAGGAAGAAUAAUAACUCUGGGGACAUUACAAGUCUUUCUAAAGUUAAAAUACAGUACAGAAAAAGACUAUAGAAAAGAAAGGUUUUUAAUCUUUUUUGCUGCAGGUGCUUUUGAAUGGAGUCAGUUUAGAGACAAUACUUAAUUGAAAUCAGUUGACUAAUAAUAAUAAUGUGUAAUUGUACCACAGUUUCAUGAUCAAGAUAGAUUGCACUCUGCCCAGACCAUUUAGUGAUAAAUGAACAUUAGAUAGUAGUGGACGGUGAGAUAGGCACUAAAAAAAACAUAAAAGAUGAAGUACAAGAGUAGAACAUAAAGCAGUGGAUAAAGGUAUGAAAGGAUAUAGGUACAUGUACUAUAAACAGCAUAAGAUGGGAGUCGUUACCUAAUGGUCAUAAUUCAAAAUAUUUCAAACAUUUUAGCAUUUAAUAUCCUUAAAAACUGUAAAUGCAGUGUAAUAAUUAUGCCAAUAACAUGAACUGUUACCUCUUUGUGUAACUUGUCUGUUUUAGAGAUAUUUUAAAAACUAGUGUAACUUUGAACAAUGAUCAUGUAAUAUGGUAUGAUCAUUAUGCAAUGUGAUACUGGUAUGUGUACAAGAAUAUAUGGUUGAUAACCAUGACAAUAAAAACAUUAACAACAUC
Pomacea canaliculata is the source of this 3317-nucleotide messenger RNA. Its product is annotated as aladin-like. The transcript is spliced from 15 exons. The coding region runs from base 223 to 1854 and encodes 543 amino acids. NCBI's taxonomy places the organism in Eukaryota, Metazoa, Mollusca, Gastropoda, Architaenioglossa, Ampullariidae. Gene Ontology annotation, molecular function: protein binding. Gene Ontology annotation, biological process: nucleocytoplasmic transport. The record is from RefSeq and is a predicted model, not a curated record. Gene Ontology annotation, cellular component: nuclear pore.